GCCCAUUGCUCAGGAGCCAAUCCUGAGGCAGGGAGGCAGGCGGCGCCGGGCUGGGAAGAGGCGGGUCGCCAGGCCUUGUUGGUUGGCCGCGCUCAGCGCGGGGACCGGGCGAGUGGACGAGCGGAGCGGCGGAGCCGAGUGGGAGACCGCGGAAGCCCAUGCGACGACGGGUUGGUCCAGACUGUGGGUGGCAGGGAGUGAGAUCCUCCCCUCUGCUCUAGCACAGACCGGCUUCUCCCGCUGCCUUCCGGUCCCCAUGACAACGCCGCCUGGAGCGGGGCGGGGCGGAGCGGAGCGAGGCGGGACCAACUGGCUUUGAGGAGAAACCCUGAGCCCCUGGGUCUUCUGAGCUCCUCCGUGCUUUUUCCUCUGCGAGUCGAGCCUUCCCUCAACCUUGCGGCCUUGCACACCUAAAGGGCGAUCAGUCUUCGGCGGCCCCCUUCUCUUCGGUGAUUCUGUGCCCUCCCGCCAAAGCCCCUGUUGUGAAACACGUUUUGGACUCCUUGUUGAUAAUACACACAGACAGCCUCCUUUGAGUCCUGGCCCCCAUGACAUCCAAAGACGAAGCUAUGGUGUCCUUGCCAGUUUCUCCCUGGGAUGCCAUCCUUAAGGCUGCCAAGGACCAGCUGCCAUCUCUGGAUUCAGACUCAUCCCUGUCUGACUGUGAGGAAGAAGAACCCUUCAUCUUUCAGCGGAACCAGCCCGUCCUGAUUCCAGACCUGACUGAGGAGCUGGCUGAAGACCCUAUUGGUGUCGAUGAGUCUGGGACCUGGGUUACUACAAGGAGGCGUCCUUCACCUGAGCCACUUCUGGUUCCUGGGAGAUUAGCCGUAGAACCCAGAAGUGAUCGGAUCGUAAGAUCAGAGGACUUGACCCCUCAGGAAAGAAGAGGCCCUGGCUGGUCUGGCUGUCUCCAGAACAGCCCAGUCCCUGUGGAUGCUGAGGAGGCACACAGCUGGCUGGAAGGCAGCUUUAGAAGCUCAUCUAACCCCAGAGGAUCACAGAGUCCUCCACAGUAUUCCCAGGGAGAAGGAGCCACCUUUCAUUUGGAAGGAGAGCUGAACACAGAACCCUCAGAUACUGAUUUUAGAAACUCUGCAAAGUGCAGAGCCCUCCGCAGGGAGAGGAGGAAGAUGAUAGAGAGAGAGAUCCUUCAGAAAGUGACCCAGGCUGCUCAGAGCCCAGCCUGUGGUGACCAAAGCCAGGCUGCAGAGGUAGAACCCCGGCUAGAAGCUACCUUGGAGCAGUCUCGGGAAGGUUGGCCAGUUCUCUCACUCAAGCAACUUGAAGGCUGGGACUUGGAUUACAUCCUUCAGAGUCUGCCAGGGCAGCAAGACAGCCAGGGUGACAGUACAUCCAGAAGUGCAUGGUGGUUAGCUGACCGCUGCCAAGACCAAGGGCACAGCACUGGACCCUCCCAGGACAAACUCCUGGAACAGCUGGCCCUCCUGUGUACCACUCAGUCUACCUGGAAAGCAUCUGCUGACAAGCUCCGACACACUGAAGAGCAGGAGGCCAGAGUCAGAAGUGCUUCAUCGGAGCCUGAUUUUGAAACUGAUCGAGUCCAGAAGCUAGCAGAGAGUAGGAGGGUGAAGACAGAGCCUCCCACUGUCUUCAUCGACCUGCGUCAGACAGAACCAUCAGAACCACAAGAACAUCAGUCCCAGGAGAGCUCUGAACAUAGCUCCUCUGACAGUGAGGAGGAAGAAGUGGAGUCAGGCCCAGUACAGGUGACAUCUUCCUGGGAACAAAGGUACUGUACCGGGAAGAGUCAGCUUCUUCAGCAGCUGAGGGCAUUUCGGAAGUCGGCUGUUCCACCACAGCUGUCUGCCAGUGACAGUCCUGGAGGCCAAGAGACUCAGGCCCCAGAAGAUAUAGCUGGAUCACAACCUCAGAGAAAGAAGCAUAGAAAACUCUGGGCUGAGAAGCAGAAUAUCCUAGACCUAGGGGACCCUCUUAGGACACAGCUGCCCCCUGGCUUGGGGCAGCUGUAGGCAACUCAGGUAAAAGACCUGAGAAGCAGGUUGGGUGACAGAAUUUCUACCCACUCAGCCCUGUUUCUAACAGCAUGGGCCUCAGGGCUGGGACCCUCAGUCUAGACCCCACGCAGCCAGUUUAAGCAUAGUUAAACUUUUGUUGUGGUGUUGGGAAUUGCAUCCAGGGCCUCUCCCAAGCCCAUAUUUAAACAUAUUUAUAGUUUCCUAUAGAAAAAAAACCCCCAGGUUCCUGGAUUCCUAGCAUUUUAUGUAUCCAAGUUAACACACCCAUAUGGAUUUGAUGGAAAAGGGAGCAAAAACUGAAAUUUGCUUUCUCUCUCUUUUUAACCAAGACACAAAAGCACACAUAGGUUUCAGGCCACUCCAAAUUAAAGGUGGCACCAAUCUUUGCUACUCUGAA
Molecule: messenger RNA, 2397 nt
Organism: Mastomys coucha (southern multimammate mouse)
Lineage: Eukaryota; Metazoa; Chordata; Mammalia; Rodentia; Muridae
Gene: Dnaaf8
Product: chromosome unknown C16orf71 homolog
Exons: 9
Coding region: 549-1994 (481 amino acids)
Cellular component (GO): dynein axonemal particle
Molecular function (GO): dynein complex binding
Source: RefSeq, a predicted model, not a curated record